Molecule: messenger RNA, 2950 nt
Organism: Cuscuta europaea
Lineage: Eukaryota; Viridiplantae; Streptophyta; Magnoliopsida; Solanales; Convolvulaceae
Source: the annotation of a GenBank genome assembly
AAACUUAAUUCCGUAUCAGUGUACAAAAAGCAUAUCUGCAAACCGAAUUGCAGAGAGAAAGAGAGUGUAUGUGAUUGGUGGGGAAGGUGGAAUGACGAUGGACCGUGAGAAGGAAAGAGAGAUUGAGCUGGAGAGUGCAAUGUACACCAACUGUUUGUUGUUAGGACUGGAUCCGGCGAUCAUCGGCAUCGGAGUCGGCAAUGGCACGCCUCGGGUCGGGCUCUUUCGUCAUUCGAACCCUAAAUUGGGGGAACAGCUUCUUUACUUCAUACUAUCUUCUCUUAGAGGCCCAACUCAAUCCGCUAAAGACUUUGAUAAGGUAUGGCCAAUAUUUGAUUCCGCGCAGUCUCGAGAUUUCCGCAAGGUCGUACAAGGAAUUAUAAGUGAGUUAGAAUCACAAGGCGCAUUACCCAGGAGCAAUUCUAGGGUAUCAUCACUGGCAACUUGUUGUGGAACGAGAUUUGUUGAACUUCUUUGGCAACUUUCUUUGCAUGCUUUGAGGGAGGUUCACAGGAGAACGUUUGCAGCUGAUGUAGCCUCUAGUCCAUUGCCUGCUUCAUUGACAGAUGUAGCUUUCUCACAUGCUGCCUCGCUACUCCCUGUAACUAAGGCUAGGAUUGCUCUUGAAAGAAGGAGAUUUCUGAAAAAUGCAGAAACAGCUGUACAUAGACAGGCAAUUUGGUCUAAUUUGGCCCAUGAAAUGACAUCAGAAUUUCGUGGUCUUUGUGCGGAAGAGGCAUAUUUGCAACAAGAACUUGAAAAGUUGCAUGAUUUGAGAAACAAGGUCAAGGUGGAGGGUGAACAGUGGGAUGAACUUGUAUCUAGCUCCAGUCAAAACUCUCACAUGGUUCAGAGAGCAACUCGCUUGUGGGACUCGUUACUGUCUCGAAAGAGCCAGCAUGAGGUCCUUGCCUCAGGCCCCAUUGAGGAUCUUAUAGCUCACCGUGAACAUAGGUAUCGAAUCUCUGGGUCAUCCUUACUUGCUGCAAUGGACCAAAGCUCUGCAGUUCCUGUUGACUUGAGUGCAUCACAUUCUGAUAAGAAAGGUGAAACCAAAGGAUCACGAGAAGAUUUAUAUAGAGACAAUUACAAAGUCUGUUCAGAUUCUUCCCAUAUGCAAGGAAAUGAGGAAGUAUUUUCACGAAUGGAUGACAGAACCUCAAGAGGCCACCCUACUGUUGAUGUAGCAGAAGUUUUGAGACGUUGGACACAUGCCCUACAACGAAUCCAUAAACAAUCUCUUCAAUUGGCAAAAGCAAAUGAUGGAGAGGGACCAGAGCUUCUACGAACCUCACAUGGUGGUGGCACAAGUAGUCAUGCUGAAUCAUUAGCAGCAACACUUGCUGAACAUCAGCAACAUCUAGCCAGCAUACAGGUUCUUAUUAAUCAACUGAAGGAAGUUGCUCCAAGUAUACAGAGUUCAAUUUCGGAACUAAAUGAAGAGGUUAAUAGCAUUUCUUCUACUUUGCCUGCAUUGACCAAACACCAUGACAGAUCGAACUCACCUAUCCAACCACAAAGUAGUGGAAGAGCAUUGGACAAUAGCAUUGAUGAGGUUGCUGACAUGAACUCUAGAUUGUCAGCCAUUCAGCUGGAGAAUGUAUCAGCAAGCCCUCCUGUUUUGAAGCUUCCACCAUUAUUUAGUCUUACACCUAAUUCUUCCGGGAAAGGUGAGAACACGCAGAAGAGACAUAUGCUGGCACAAACCAUGCACAUAGAAAACACGUCAGAGAAAAAAAUAAUGGACCAGCCUCUGUCAAAUAAUCAUAUGGAUAACCCAUCACAAGAUGAUGACAUUUAUUUUGUACAAAACUUGAAACGCUCAGUUAGGGAAGCUGCCCUUUUGUCCCAAUCAUGUAAUCUAGAAUCAUCACAAGGUAGUCAUGCUGAUGACAGCUCAGAACAUUACUUUGUACCGCAUUCUGGAGCAGCUGGAUUUUCUCGUACUGGUCAAGAGAACAAAUCAAUUUUGUCAGGCACUGAACAAUUGUUUUGUUCUGGAUCAGACUCAUCUUAUUUUGUAACUAGUGGUUCUGAAAAUAAUGCUGGUGGCAAGUCUGAUGGGGUACCAGAUAUACUAACUGAUCUGGAUUCUUUUGAUGACUUCGAUGCUGUGAAUGGUUUCCUCUCUGUUGUUGGUUCAAACUCUUCAAUUUCUGAUGCACCCAGAUCGUUUUAUGAUGUGGAUGAAACUCCAAACGAAGCAUUUUCACCCCCUUUGCUUAUUGACACUUCAUUUUUUGGUGAUGGUUAUGAGGACUUGCUCGCACCACUAUCAGAAAUGGAUGCCGCUUUAAUAGAGCAUUGAGAUCAGAGAGUGUGCACAACCUUUUCAUGUGUGCAGAAACCGACGUGGGAGACUUGUAUUUAACCUUUGGUUUGACCCAGGAUGCACAUCAUCUCUUAUUGUGUGUACUAAAGAUGAUGUUGUAUGGUUUCGUUCUUUGGUCGAUUCUGUGGAUGCUUCAGAUCUGGUGAUACCUUCACCCUAAGGUAAUGCCUAAAGUUCUUGUUUGGGUAAGAUAUCUCUUGAUGUCAUGAUCCUCCUAGACGCAGCUGUGCUGAAACCGCGGAACAACAGCCUAACAUAUUUGAUUUUCUCGUGGCAUGCAAUGGGUUGAGAGUAAGCUUCUAAUUAUGAAGAAUGGACCUUCCUUGUUUGAGUUUUGAAGUAAUGAAUGUCCAAAUUCACGCUCGACAGGAACACUGUUUAUUGUCAAUUGACUUCUUUCAGAUCAUCUAGCACAGUUUAUUUUCCUGUCACCCAGCUCUUCUAAAUUUGAAGUAAAACCAAAAUUUACUUUCUUAUUCCACGUGUAAAUUAAGCUUGACCAACUUUUAUGGUGCACAACUGCACAAGAAGGCACAUUACGUGAUUUACUGAUUUGUGUUUAUAACUUGAUGAACAAAAAUGCCCGCCGAAGAUGAGUAUAUAUGGUGUUAAAUUAAA